Molecule: messenger RNA, 1128 nt
Organism: Cantharellus anzutake
Lineage: Eukaryota; Fungi; Basidiomycota; Agaricomycetes; Cantharellales; Hydnaceae
Product: TPR-like protein
Exons: 5
Coding region: 1-1128 (375 amino acids)
Molecular function (GO): protein binding
Source: RefSeq, a predicted model, not a curated record
AUGGGCCGUUCCAGAAAUGCUCCGUCAAAGAAAGGAAUCCGGGGGAAGAAUAGCGAGACAACCCGGUCCUUACAGAAAGCUCCACCAAGCAUACCAGAUCUUUUGGGAAGCGCACAGAGCCUGAUGGACCAGAUGAACUUCGAAUCGGCCCGAAGAUUCGUCGAUAGGAUAUUAGAGCGUGAUCCAGCCAAUUCAAAAGGGAGGGAAAUGCUAGGCUUGAUAGAAAUUGAAGAUGGCAACAUCGACGCUGCACGCAAGGCAUUCAGUUCUCUCAUUCCCCCAUCUCCCACGUCUCCAUCACCCCCUCCAUAUUCUGCCUACCUCUAUCUUGCCCAACUCACAGACGACGACCCGAGGGAGGCGCUUGCUUAUUACCAGUCAGCCGUUGAUCUACUUCUCAAGGAAACAGAAAGGGGAAAUAAUCAACCACAAGCCAGCGAAAAAAAUGAAGAUGUUUUUAAAUUGAAGCUAACUACAAUAAGUGCGCUAGUUGGGAUGGUAGAAAUUUGGAUGUCGUCAGAUCUCUGCUUCGAGCCAGAAGCAGAACAGACAUGCGAUAAUCUAGUGUCUUUAGCUAUCCAAUCGGAUCCAGAUAACCUGGAGGCAUUGGAAUGUUUGGCUUCAGUUAGAAUGUCGCAAAAUAAGCCCGAUGAUGCGAGGUCCGCAUUGGAACGUGCAUGGGUUCUCAUAAAGGAUCUGGACCCGGAGGACCCCAAUCUCCCGCCAAUCUCAACGAGGCUCUCUCUCACCCGCCGGUUCCUCGAACUCUCGCUGUUCUCACCGGCUCUGGUGUUGCUUCAGGGGGUUAUCGCCGCAGACGAUGAAGAGAUGGAUGCUUGGUAUUUACAAGGAUGGUGUCUGUAUCUGAUGGCUAUGCAAACUCAAAAAACGGGGGAAAUUUUUGAAGAUCUUAGCCGUGAAGAAUUACUUCAGGAUGCCCGGGAUUGUUUGGACACAUGUUUAGCGCUCAGAGGCGACGAUGGAGAAAUAAUGGAGCACGUUGAUCAGUUGAUCAAAGAGUUAGAUGCCGCCGGAAUUCAUCCCUCAAAAAAGAGCGAGGAGGAUGAGGAUGGUGAUGAGAGCUGGGAAUCAGAAGAAGAGGAAGGAAGUGAUGUCGAAAUGGGUUAG